Messenger RNA from Sclerotinia sclerotiorum 1980 UF-70, 1983 nucleotides. RefSeq lists its product as hypothetical. Lineage: Eukaryota; Fungi; Ascomycota; Leotiomycetes; Helotiales; Sclerotiniaceae. Gene Ontology annotation, cellular component: endocytic vesicle; Golgi apparatus; membrane. Gene Ontology annotation, biological process: endocytosis; intracellular protein localization; retrograde transport, endosome to Golgi. The transcript is spliced from 3 exons. The coding region runs from base 1 to 1983 and encodes 660 amino acids. The record is from RefSeq and is a predicted model, not a curated record.
AUGGCUCAGAUUAGUUCUGCUCUCACACCAGCUUUCGCAGCUGACUCUUCGCCCGAAUUAGCAUCUGAGGCUGUCAACGUUUGUGCCGCCUUUAUUGCAACUGGUAUUGUUACGGAUGUCGAUCGAAUGGGUCGUAUCCUCAAAACUCUGGUUACUGCAUUAGAGAAUUUCUCGACGGAGUCCGAAGUUGCGUCUAUUGGGGAUCUUAAGGGCCUUAGUUCCAAUGCUCAGGUCAUGGUAAAGAUGGCAGUGUUUUCUGCUUGGGCUGAGCUGCAAGUAGCCAGCACAGAACAAAAGUAUCUUGUGGAUGUCCUCAAGCCAUACAUUGGCACCCUAACUCCCUUGUGGCUCGCCUCGCUAAGAGAAUUUGCACGUUUAAGGUUUGAGCCUGACAUCUCGAUGAGCUUAGGUCCUCCAUCCUUGUCCGGGAGUUUGGAUAGUAUUUAUUCUGCAUUGAACCGAGAAACUCUUUUAAGAUUCUAUCAAGAUUCAUGGCUCAAGCUUGUUGAUGCCAUCGCCAGUCUUAUCGAGCAGGACAGUGAAUUCGUUUUCAAUGCGCUUGAUGGGAAGGAAGCGGAUGCCCCUUCAACAAACGGAAACUCUAAGGGUAAUGAUAUCAACUAUCGAGAUGAACCAGUCGCGUUCUUCUUUGUUUUAUUCGGAAUUGCGUUCGAAGCCCUCGUUGCUAAACCCGGAAGUGAGGCCCUAGCAUCCAAGGGACAAACACUCGAGAUUUUGCAGGCCUUGAAGAAGAUUCUGCAUCCUAGUGUAUCUGGUCACGCGAUCUACCGAGAGGCAAUCUUCUCGGAGACUAUGGACCUACUUGAUCGCCUUGUCCUCACUGAAGGGCUUGAUGUUCAAACCGUUAUCGUGCAGAUUGCAAGAAGCUUGUGCAUAUCCCAUCCUUCCGCCACGAAGGCAGACGUUGCCGAGGGCGAGGAUUUGUCGGAAGAUAUUGAACAGCUGUUUGAAUUGACUAGGAUUAUUGUCUUAGUACUUGCUGGGCUUCUACCAAAUUUGAUUGAAGCACAACAGCCUGCUCGUCAUCAACUGACAGAAGAAGCUAUUACUCUCGUCAGAGUAUCCCUUAAUGCAUUGGUGGAUGCUGCUGAAGUGUUCCCAUCAAUAAUUAAAACAGAUUUGCAUGCUUGCAUCAUUCACAUAUUUGCUACCAUUCUUGGAACAGGAAGUUGCCAAGCUGUGGUGGUCCCUCAAUCGCUCCCAAUAUUCAAACGAUUUAUCACGAGCAUCUCAGCAUCACACAAAACACAAAAGCCUAAACACAAUACCAGCAUCAUACAAUUACAAGGCUGCCUCAAACGAUUCCUGUCAAUUUACAUGAAUGCUCAGAAACGAGAAACGGAAGUCUCUUUACCUUGUGUUAAGAAUUCCCUUCUCGCUUCAACGCUAUUGCUUAGCAGUGGGACAAACCAUUUAUCUGCCAGCGAACCACUUGUCACUCGUUUCCUAGAUGAACUCGUAGAUUGCCUAAGUGAUCGAAUGACUGCAAAAGUAGCGGCAAAUUGCAUUCGUAAUCUCCUUCUAAUAACGCCAAAGACACCCGCAGGUCAAAGCAUCGCGCGGUAUCUUUUACCUCUCCUCAUUACCUUUAGCACUAAUACCGCAACCGAAGACCCGGAAAAUGCUCGAGCACUCACGUUGCAUGCUCUAACAGCAUUUGUGGUUUCACUCGAAGGCAAACAGAGAGCAGUAGCUAUGUCAGUCAUCGUACCUACAUUAUUGAAACGCGCAAAUGGGGACGGAGAAAAAGUUUGGAAAGAGACCAAUGCCAGACUCCUUGAGAUGGCGGCUGCUGAUCCGACAGCUUUUAGAGCUGUGGUCGGUGGCAUGACACCUGAGCAGAAGGUAUUCAUGGAGGGUGUUUUGGUUAAAGGAAAAGAGGGUGGGAGAGGGAAAGCGGAUGAUGCGGAUGAUGGAGGAAGGGAACCGACUAUUGCGUUGAGAAUGGAUUUUGGUGGUUAA